ACUUUGUAUUGUCCGGUUCCAUCUCAACCUAAACGAGGGAGACCUUCCUCGAUCGACGUGACACCGAGACCAGGUUAAUCUUUAAUUGUCUCUCACUAUCGGAAGUUUCUUGGUGCAUCCGCCGUCGCAAUGGCGCCCGCCGCCCCCCAACUCCCCACUCGGUUUCCAUGCUGGUGUCGAGCCAUAUACUCGUGGGGAGGAGAGACGAAACGGGACUUAGGGUUUGUGGAGGGCGAUCUGAUUGAGUGCUUGAAUGCAGGAGAUGGACAAUGGUGGAUGGGUCGAUUACGGCGCGACAGGCGCAUGAUGGGGCUGUUCCCGUCCAACUUCGUGGAGGUCCUCGGCGAGGACUUCGUGCCUGUCACCAGAUCGACAAGUCCCAUGAUCUCCGCCACGGUGUCUCCGAUCACGAACCCCACGUCGGCGCCAAAGAAGCAGAAGACAGUCUUUCGCAAACCAUUCCAAGCCCAUAAAGAAGCUCUUGCGCCUACCGGCGAGCUGUCUCGAGGCGGCAUGUCGUCGUCCCCGGUGAUGGCAAGCUCGAUCCCACAGACACCGCCCCGAGAUGGCAGUCUGUCUCGAAAGGUCAAACCAUUGCGAACACCGACCACGGCAGUGAAACAUCAGAGCUCUGUAUCCAGGCCGCCCUCGCGAUCGCGGCCUCCUUCACGCGCAGCUUCGCCCCGUCCUCCAGCUGAACCGGAUCCGCUUCUCUCAUCCAGCGCCCCCGCUCCAUAUAACUUCCGCAUGAGACCGCCAUCUCGAGCAGUAUCACCUUACCCGUCCGAUAGCCCCCGCAACAGACCCCAUCAUCGUGCGGUAUCCCCGUAUCCGUCCGAUAAUCCCGAGCUGCAUAUGCCAUUGGUCCCUCCGGUGCGAACGACCAUGCAUCCCACCCCCCCAUCUCAUGCCGCGUCCCCACAUAUGCCUGCCGAUUACGACUUCCUGCCCUCCUCAUAUCCGGAUAGACACAGUAUAUCGAUACCUGGGCGCUCCUCACGAGAGAUCUCACCCUUACAGCUUCAAGACCGUGAGGAAUCUCCGCCCCCGCCGCCCCCGCCGCAUCGUGUGGCGGUAUACCGUCAGCCAUCUCCGGGGCCACUGGUCCCCUCGCGGCUGGAUAUGAACGACCGCUAUGCCACCAUGCCCAGGACACCAUCUCCUGCUGCUCACUCGGAAGGCCACGGUCAUACGCCCUCUCCACUACGGGAUGCAAUGGAGGACGUGAUGACUUCCCUGGAGGAUAUGGGCCUGUCUCGAAGCACGCAUUCACCGUCGCCACAGCCACAGCAAAUGUUCAACAACCCCUGGUCGCCGGAUGCUUAUGAAGAAUUGGGAUCCAGUCGACCGCUGCGGACAUCCAACCGACCCGUGACAUCCAUGGGCUUUGACGGAUACAAGGAAUACCCACAACACAGUAGCCAAAAACAUCGGAACAGUGUUUGGACCCAUGACCCCUACCUUGAAGGCCCACCGCAAUUGAACAACUACGUACAAAGAAUGGAGAGCCGUCUUCGUCAGAUGCAGGAACAAAAUCGACAGGACUCGGAGGAAAUCCAGCCGGAGGAAGAUGAAGAGCCCCCGCCGCCGCCUCCAAGAGGCGUUCCGUACCAUGGCCGGCAUAAUUCAAUUCCAGCCCAGUACCCGUAUCUACGAGGACGCCGGUCGGGACAGGAUCUCCGUGAGGACUUGCUCAAUCGCAGUUAUACCAACAAGUCCAGCACCACAACUUCCUCGAGUGGUGUGCAAAGCAUUAGCACGAAUAUCACGGCUAGCACUGAACGAACCAACUUCAGCGUCAUGAGCGGGCCAUCCGCGGGUGGAUUCAGCGCAACAAGUGCGGGAAGCUACGCUAGGAGGAUGACGCCAGCCGAACGACCAAAUACGGCUACGGAUACUUUCCGCUCCAGGGGAUUCAGCGAUGUGUCUCGAGUGUCUAGGCCUGAAACGCCACUCACAGGGAUAUCGUAUCAUUCGAGCCACAAUACCUCUCGGCAGGGUGCGUCGUCCGCCAUUCCGUGGUCGGCCGCUCAAGCUGCACCGGAAGAGACCGCGGGGGUGUUUGGGGGUUUGUCUACCCCCAAAGCCAAGAAGCCUGGGUUCUUUAAGAAGAUCUUCGAGUCGGCCAAGACGGGUGCAGCUAAUGCUAGGAGCAGUAUCGCGGUCGGCCAGGGUCCUGGUACGUUCUCUCCCAAUAAAGGACGGGGAAUCUCGCCGAUUCGCGCCUUGCAGUCCAGCCGAGACUCUGUUCGAGAUACCGGUAGCGCCUCGGCCAUAGACUGGGUCCAGGUACGACGCGAUGUCAAUCGUGCCAGCUCCCCCAGUCACAAUGAACGAAUCGAGAGAGCGGAGCGGUGCCAAAUGAUGGAUCAUCCUGUUAUCUACGCGGUGGAGGAACUCAAUGAGACAGCCGAAGGGGACGAGAGCAUCGACGGGUUGCCGAUCAGCGAACCGAACAAUUUUGGAUCCUUUAACCUGAGUCUGGUCGACAAGAGCGCUCGCUUCGUCAAUAGUCUUCCUCCCAUGGCUAACCCAGCCAGCUUAGCCCAUGGAUAUGUGUGUCGACCGUACAAGAGUGAUAUCCAGCGACUGCGGGCUAUUUUCACCUGGGUCAGCGAGAAAAUUGCCUGGGAUGAGCCGGUUGAAGAGAUCGGGAUCGAUCUGAAACGCGUGCUCCAGACAAAACGAGGAAGCCCUCAGGAGGUCGCGUUCUUGGUCAAAGAGAUGUGCGCCGCCGUCGGUCUCCAUGCUGAGGUUAUUCGAGGCUUUCUGAAAACUCCCGGGGAAUUGCAUGAAUAUGACGGCCUUGCACGCGCGAACCAUUGGUGGAACUCAGUACUCGUGGAUGGCGAAUGGCGCAUCAUGGAUUGUUCUCUAGCCAGUCCUACCAAUCCGCAACGGAACCAAUUUGUCACCAAUAACACAUCUGUGGCGGAGAGUUGGUACUUCCUAGCGCGUCCACUCGAGAUCUGCUACACCCACAUUCCUCUCUCACCCCACGAGCAGCACAUCUGCCCGCCCAUCUCGCCGGAUGUGCUGAUGGCUCUCCCGGCGGCAUGCCCGCCGUACUUCAAGUUAAACAUGCAGUUCCCCGACUAUGAUACCAGCGUGGUUCGAAUUGAGGGACUCGAGGUCAUGCAGAUCCGUCUUCUCGUUCCUGCAGACGUCGAAUGUGCAGCCGAAGUCGAGGCUCCAGGCUUUGCCUGCGAUGCCGACGGCGACUGCUUCGAGAGCGGGGAGACAGUGAAGAAGCGGGCUCUGGUGCAGCCUGACUGGAUCAAUGGACAGAAACGGAUCACCGUCAAGGCUGUCUUACCCGGGGAUGAAGGACAGGGCAUGGUUAAGAUUUAUGCGGGCAAGAAGGGCCUCAUGCACUCCAGUCGAGACAUCCCUCAUCCGCUGGCUCUUGCCCUUCCUCUCAUCCACACUGGAGACAAUCCGCCCUAUGAUUUUGUGCUCCGCCACCCGACUCCUCACGCCCAACGGCACGACCUGUACAUCAUUCAGCCCCAGUGCGCCAAACUGGCCGUCAGCAAUACCUUCGUGUUCGCAGUCCGCCAGCAUCCCGCUUCGGCCCCCUACCACCCGGGAGGCAGCGAUCUCGGGCCGAGUGGUCGUGUGUCGCCGUCGGUCUACUCCCGACCGGCCAGUGCCUUGAGCAUGGUUUCCAGCUCCGCCGGGGGGUCGUCCGUCUCCGCCGUCUCCAACGAGUUCUCGGCCUCCACGUCGGCCAUCUCGUCCGGACGCUCGUUGUCCGGCCGCGAGAAGCCCGCCAAGCUGGCCAUCCAGUCUCCCUCGGGCAAGAUUCUACGGUUAACACGCAAGGCUGACCACAUGAUCAGCUCCAACAGCCUGGCAGACUCGGCCACGGAUGCCACGGCCGACGGUAGCGUGUGGGAGACGGUGAUCAAGAUCGGAGAGCGAGGUAUCUGGCGAGGCUUAGUCCUCGCCGACCGUGUCGCGCGCUGGUGUGUAUUUUGCGAGUGGGAAUGCUACUGAGCAGUAGCGCCGGAUACUUCCCUGUGCGCAACCGCUUGUAUGCCUACCUAUGCUCACUCGCUUUCCUGAUUCACAUUGCUCCAUACCAUCCAUGAGCGGACGAAGAUCCCUCCCAACCAAGCGAAACAAAACAACCCGCAUAAACUUUUUCUUCAUCUAUCUCCUUACCGUGAUGGUUAGUUACAUUUGAA
This is a messenger RNA of Aspergillus homomorphus CBS 101889, 4190 nucleotides long. RefSeq names its product putative SH3 domain protein (Cyk3). The record is from RefSeq and is a predicted model, not a curated record. Gene Ontology annotation, cellular component: cytoplasm. The coding region runs from base 130 to 3999 and encodes 1289 amino acids. Gene Ontology annotation, molecular function: protein binding. NCBI's taxonomy places the organism in Eukaryota, Fungi, Ascomycota, Eurotiomycetes, Eurotiales, Aspergillaceae. The transcript has a single exon.